CAGCACGACGGGGCACCCUCGCCGCCCGAUACUGGCCAGAAGAAGACUAUAGACAAGAAAGAUGGGAGACGCAUGUCUUUUCAAAAGCCAAAAGGGACUAUAGAGUAUAUCGUGGAAUCAAGAGAUUCUUUGAAUACUGUGGCCUUGAAGUUUGAUACUACUCCUAAUGAAUUGGUGCAGUUAAACAAGCUGUUUUCCAGAGCAGUUGUUCCUGGACAGGUUUUAUAUGUUCCUGAUCCAGAGUAUCUUUCCAGUGUGGAGAGUUCUCCUUCACUUAGUCCUGAAAGUCCUUUAUCACCUACAUCUUCAGAAGCUGAGGCUGAGAAGACAGCUGUAAGUGAUUCAGAUGGGGCACAAAAGAAAGAAACAACAGCCAUACCAGCAUAUCCAUGUGUUCGGUCUACAAGAGUUGUAUCAUCCACAUCAGAAGAAGAGGAAGCUUUCACAGAAAAAUUUCUCAAGAUCAAUUGUAAAUACAUUACUAGUAAUAAGGGAACUGUCACCGGUGUGCUCCUAGUAACACCAAACAAUAUAAUGUUUGAUCCACAUAAAACGGAUCCAUUGGUUCAACAGAACGGCUGUGAAGAGUAUGGCAUCAUGUGUCCAAUGGAAGAAGUGAUGUCAGCUGCUAUGUAUAAAGAUGCAGAUGGCAAAAUGCAGGAUUCAUUACCCAUUGAUGUAGGUCAGUUAUCUGUAAAAGAUCUCUGCCACUUCAAGAAAAUUACCAGAAGUAAUACUGAUGAAAUGGAAUUAAGAAUGCGAGAUACAGGAAAUGAUAGUGCCAGUACUGCUCCAAGGAGCACAGAGGAAUCUCUCUCAGAAGAUGUUUUCACUGAGUCAGAACUGUCUCCUAUACGAGAAGAGCUUCUUGAUGAUCUUCGACAAGACAAAUCUUCUGGAGCUUCAUCUGAAUCGGUCCAAACAGUAAACCACCCUGGUGGAGAAUAUGUAAAGGAUAUUUCAGACUCUGCUAAUAUUGGGGAUGUAAACUCCAGUGGAGAACAGCCUUUGAAUGAUGACAGUGUUUCUGUUAAUGAAGCUGUGGACUCUAAAGCAGCGGACAAAGCAAUAAAAGAAGUUCAGAAUAUUGGAACAUGUCAGGAACCUAUAGAAGGAAACGUACCAGAGAAUGAGCAGCAUUUGGAUUCUGAAAAAACUGAUUCCCAAAAAGAGGCCACAAAUGAAGGGGAAACUGUGAAACUGCCAACUCAAGAUUCUGAGACAGAUACUGAGAUGCUGCGGAAGCUUUGGAAGAGCCAUACUAUGCAACAAACCAAGCAGCAACGGGAUAACAUCCACCAUGAAAUGCAUAAAGAAAUGAAACACAAAAUGGCAACAGUAGAUGGAACUAUAGAAGGUUCUCUAAUAAAAGAGAAGAGAAGACAUCGAUUAUACAAGUUCUUGUGUCUCAAAGUAGGCAAGCCAAUGCGAAAAACAUUUGUGUCACAGGCAAGUGCAUUGAUGCAGCAAUAUGCACAAAGAGAUAAGAAGCAUGAAUAUUGGUUUGCUGUGCCAUCAGAAAGGACUGAACAUCUGUAUGCAUUUUUUGUUCAGUGGAGUCCAGAAAUAUAUGCAGAAGAUACAGGAGAAUCAAAUAGAGAGCCAGGAUUUAUUGUAGUAAAAAAAAUUGAAACUCAGGCUGGUGAAGAUUCAAUUAAUGAAACAGCUGUUAAGGAGUGGGAGGUAGUGUCAGUGGCUGAGUAUCACCGCAGAAUCGAUGCUCUAAUUAGUGAAGAACUACGUACACUCUGCCGACGUCUCAAGAUUACUACAAGAGAAGAUACAUAUUCAAAACAGGGAACAACUAUCAAAACCGAACUGGAGCCUGAAGCAUUUCGGCCAAAUCUUAGUGAUCCCAGUGAACUGUUGCAGUUGGAUCAAAUUGAAAAGCUAACAAAACAGCUCCCUCCUCGAACUAUUGGAUAUCCAUGGACUCUUGUCUACAGUACUGCAAAGCAUGGCAUGAGCUUGAAGACUUUGUACAGAACUAUGGCAGGCUUGGACACACCAGUGCUGCUAGUUAUCAAAGACAGUGAUGGACAGAUUUUUGGAGCUCUCGCUUCUGAACCUUUUAAAGUGAGUGAUGGGUUUUAUGGCACAGGAGAAACCUUUCUUUUUACAUUCUGCCCAGAAUUUGAGGUCUUCAAGUGGACUGGAGAUAAUAUGUUUUUUCUUAAAGGAGACAUGGAUGCCUUGGCUUUUGGUGGUGGAGGGGGUGAAUUUGCUUUAUGGCUUGAUGGAGAUAUCUACCACGGAAGAAGUCACUCUUGUAAAACCUUUGGGAAUCGCACACUUUCUAAGAAAGAAGACUUCAUAAUACAAGAUAUUGAAAUUUGGGGCUUUGAAUAAGUAUAAACUGUUAAAUACUACAAAAGUUUGUCCCAAACCUGAUACUGAUCAAUGCAGCUCAGAAAGCCCUUAAAGCAAUAUAAUGUAGCUUGUUUUGCAAUGCCUUUCUACAUCCUCUGCAUGACCAUCAAAAUGUCUUUCACAUCAGCAUAUUGGAAUGGAACUGACUGUUCAGAUUUUUUUUUUUCAUUUUUGAAAGUUAAAAAAGCUUUCAAAUCGUAAUUGAUUAUUUCUUUACGGGAGGCAGGUUUUUAUCAUCAUGUCAUUCACAUAUCCAUUUGUUCUUAUUCUCACAAUUCAAAAAAUUCCUUUAUUUCUGUUUAACUGUUUCACUGAAGCAACCUUUAAGCAACAUAAAAUCUAAUUUGAGUUAUACUGUAUUUACUUGGCCUAAGUAAGAGAGGUUCAUAAUUUACCAACAGUGAUCAGUCUUGGCUGUUCAUUUCAAUCAAAUAUCACCCCAUAUUUUAUUCACAUGUCAUGAAUUGGUAUCUGUUGUAUUUUACUGUUGAAACAGUAGCUGCCCUAUUGAUUGUAUUGAAGCAUUUUGCACAUGCCAUUAAAUGAUCUGCAGGCUUGGGACAAAUGCUGGGCAAGGAUUCAGCUACGUGAUCAAUAUAUAUAAAAUAGCAAUGAGCAACUUGAAAAGUAAGCAUAAUGCAGUGAGUAAUUCAUAGUACAUAUAAUACCUUCUUAUUGCUAAAGCUAUGAAACAGAUGCAUUUUUUCCAAACAGCAUAUAAUAUGCAUCAAAUUUAUGCGUGUGUGUCUGUGUGUAUAUCUACACAUGCACACACAUACAUAACACACCACUCUGUUUUAUAGUUCUUCUGUUGUAGCCUUGUAGCACAUCAUCUCCAAGAAUUGCUCCUGUCCAAAACAGAAAACAAAAUAGGUGUGGUGUUUUUCUCUUCUUUUGAGUGGAUCUUUGUUGUAAAACUGCAGUUUGCACCAGCUCUGAUGCAAUGGGGUAACGUACUCUAGAUAGACAUCAUAACUCAGUAGAUGUGUUAAUAUGCAAAAUUUACUGUUCUGUGACCUCAAAGCAAAAAGAAAAAAAGAAAAAAAAACAAAUUAUAGUAAAUCAGUAGCUCUUGUCCACUUUUGUAGAAAAACUAAAAAGCCAUUGUGGCAAUAACAACAAUUGUUUCAAAGCUUAUAUUCUAUGUUUAUGCAAAAGAAAACUAAUUUAAAAAUGCUGUUAAUGUGACAGUGAAUGACUUUGUGCUGAAAUCUCAGCUAUUCUAUUUCAAAUGAAUAUUGUAUAUAUUAACUUGUACAUUAAUGUUUAAAAGUAGUUUUUGUUAUUUUAGAGGGGGGGAAAGUAUUGAUUGACGGGUUGCUUCUAGCACUUUAAAUUAUUCUAGCAAUGGAAUAAAAAGCCAAAUGGCUUAGCUCAAAUAAUUAGCUAUAGUUGUAUAGAAUGUUACUAAUAUAAGUUGUUUCAGAAUUACCUGGGGAAUGCUUACUGCUGUGGUAAUGGAAAAGAGAAUAUUUUAUCCUACAAUAUGCUCAUGCUUUAUAUUGCUAAAAAAACACACAGCAUUGUUUUCUGUCUCAAUGUAUAGCUCUUUACUUCUAUUAGUAGAGUAUAUGUAGAUUCAAUGUUUACAGACAAAGAAGUGUAAAUAAAUUAAAAUAGCUCCCCCCCUUUGGUCUUCCACAGCAGUGUUAUUGUCUUUGUGGGUUCACUAACUAAACAAUCCUGUGAUGGAUUAAAAUACUAUAAGGUAAUAGUGAUAUAAAGCAAAUAAAUCUAAAUUCAUGUAAUUAAACUUGAGUUGGGCUUUAUUUAGAUGCACGAUCAUUUUGUAAUUAACAAUCGGGUUCAAAGUAUUAAAUCAUAGCCAAAAUACUAGUAGUGAUGAAGCAGAUGCAGUUCCAUGAUCUUGCUAAAAAUAUUUCUGAUAAGGAAUUGGAUGUUUUAAAAUAUUGUUACAGAGCUGUUUAUUAAUUGGUAAUACACUUUGACAUGUGGUGUUGGAGUUGCUGCUAAAAUGUUCAUUACAGCUGUGUAGAAAUUUCAAUAUACAAUACAGACUGCCAUUUAACAAGAAAAGCAACUUUACCCAUCUUGCCUUCCUUCCAGUAAGAAAAAUCAAGUGAAUAACUGCAGCUAUAAAAUAGAAUUAGAAUCUUUAAACUUCAAGAAACCUUAAAAAUGCUACUAACAUUGAUUCAGAAAAAUAAUAGGCUAUUUCCUUGGCUUUAAAAAAAUCAAUCUUUUCCAUCUCAGAAAAGUCAUUAAAUUUAUUUCAUUCUUUUUCAUUUAUCCCAUUGUAUCAACUGAAUUUGCAGUGCAUUUCACUUGUUAAUAUAAAUAAGAUUUUGAAAUGGAUCACAUUCCUAUAUUUGACAGAAAUAUUUAAUAUCUACAGCUUAAUUUAGAUCAAUCAAUGGUAUAAACUGUGCUCAGUGAACUUUCAUAAUCCAAAUCUUGAAACAAAAUUAGCAGACAUAAACCUGAAAAUAAUAUCCUUGUCCUGGGAAAGCAAAGUUUUUUUAAAUUGCAUUUUUCAAACUGAAUUAUUUUACCUAAUUAGUAAGGUAUAUCAAGCUUUUAUUCUCAGUCUAUGGAUGCAAGAAAAUGUAUUGAUUAAACGUAAAAUGUUAUUUGCUUAUAACAAACUUUCUUUAUAAUGCUAUUAAUAUUUCACAGCACUUAUGAUUUUUGCACAUGAUUUCUUGCAAUCUUAAAUGGUAUUUUUGAUACUUGACAAAAAACAUUCAAAAGCUAUAUAUACAUGCAUGCACAUAUACUGAUAUUUGCAUAGCAACUCUUAAAAUAAAUUUACCAUCAUCCUGACACAAAAACAUAUUUUUUCUUCUGUAAGAAGAUGCAGGAUCUUUCACUUUGAAAGACAGCAUACCAGUUCUUUUCAACAGCUAAUAUUAAAAAACAAUGUGGUUCAUCUAACACUGGGACCCCCAGUUGGUUUCAAGGAUACCUGCUAGAGAUGGUGAGAAAUGUGGUAAAUUAAUGAAUUAUAGAUUUAUAUGUGGGUAUAUUCCCAUGGUAGCUAUUUUGAGAAUAGGCAAUCGGUGAACACUCACAAGAAGUUUAGAAUUUAUCCAGUGUGCCCACUAACUCAAAAAGAAUGGGAUCCCCUUAUUUGGAAAAUACUAAAAAACAUGGCAAUCAGAUUUAUUACAAAGUAUUAUUAUAACAUCACAUGACCAUGGACCUCACCAUGUUUUAAAGCAGAUUUAAUGAGCUCAUAUUCUUAAAAUAAAUUUCUGAAAUGUUAGGGUCUAAUAUUAAUUAAAAUCAAUGUAGCCUUAAAUUAAGGAGAAUUCAAUCAUCUGGUUGUUCCCUGUUUUUUGGGCACCAGGGAACGG
Molecule: messenger RNA, 5687 nt
Organism: Protobothrops mucrosquamatus (brown spotted pit viper)
Lineage: Eukaryota; Metazoa; Chordata; Lepidosauria; Squamata; Viperidae
Gene: OXR1
Product: oxidation resistance 1
Exons: 15
Coding region: 73-2349 (758 amino acids)
Biological process (GO): response to oxidative stress
Cellular component (GO): nucleus
Source: RefSeq, a predicted model, not a curated record